AUGAGUGAUCGAAAGGUUAAACGUCAAAGGGGUAGUUUAAAUGACGCUGUUUGGGAUUGUACGGUAUGUACAUUUAAAAAUCCUUGCGUUGCAUUUCGAUGUGAAAUGUGUGAUUCAAGAAAAGGAACAGCAACACGAAAACCAAAAGUUGUGCCAAAUCAAUUUGAGACAUCAAAACGAAAAAAUGGUAUGGGCAAUGACACAACCGAUGAAGAUGAACACUCAACAACUGAGGAUGAACAUGAGCAGGAAGAUGAUGAAUAUCAAACGGAUGGAGGUUUAGAAAAUAGUAUCUCAUCUUCAUCGUCUACCACAACGAAUCGAUCAGCUCGUUCAUCUUCACCAACACAACGAACGAAUGACAAGAAAAAACAGCAACAACAACAACAGCAACAACAACAACAGCAACAACAACAACAGCAACAACAACAACAUCGUUCUAAAUCUACAUCAUCGUCAAAUAAUAAUAACAACAAUGACUUGAAAAUGAAAACACAAAAACAAAAAACAAAACAAAAACAAAAUUUUCACAAACAGAAUGAUAAUAGAUCAUCGAAUGAUUCAAAGAAGAAACCAGUUUUACAACAGCAAAAGAAAAUAUUCAAACCAUCUUCAUUAUCAUCCGUAUCAUCGUCAUCCUCAUCCUCAUCGAAUAGUUCUUCGUCUCACACGACAAGUGUCACAUUCGAUGGUGUAACCGUACAAAUAACAGAAUUUAAUCUUGAAAAAUUUUUAAACAACAGUAGACAUUCAACUGACAAUAAUUCAACAACAACAUUCAAUACGAGGACUCGUGUUCGUUAG
Didymodactylos carnosus is the source of this 804-nucleotide messenger RNA. NCBI's taxonomy places the organism in Eukaryota, Metazoa, Rotifera, Eurotatoria, Philodinida, Philodinidae. The record is from the annotation of a GenBank genome assembly.